GUGCCCAGCACAACUCAACCCCACAUCUCCAAAAAGUAAAAUGACACCCAUCAUCAAGAACCCUCUACUCGUUAACCUCAACGCACCUAACCUGUUCGACAGAAUGCCUGACCCAGACCAAACUCACAAUUAUCACACACACAACACACACAAUCAUUUCCCCUCCUUUUACUUUCAUUAUUUUACAUGUCUGCUCAGCCGGCUUAAAGUUUAAAUCUUUAUCUUGUCAAAUACACAAACACAAAUAUUCUGUGUUUCUUGAAUUUUAUAUGGUUUUUGCCUUGAUGUUAAUGGGUCAAACCUCAAAACUCCCCUAAAGUUCGAAUCUUUUGUCAGCAUACUUUGAGUUUGCGUGUCAUGAUAUGAAUAUUAAAGCAAAAGGGGCCAUGCUAUGCACUGCUGUUGCUGUUGUUUAAAUACUCUUUUUAGGAGAGAGGGAGAUAGAAGUUUUGGACUUUGCCUGGUCAGCUAUGUCUCCUGCUGGGAAGGUUUCAGGUUUUUAUCGAGAAGGCAAUGAAUGGUUCUGCAAAACAACUUUGCUUAGCGAUAUUACUGUUAACGUCGGCGGAGUAAAAUUUCACCUUCACAUGUUUCCUCUGAUAUCGAAAUGUGGGAAGAUAGCAAAAAUUGUCGAAGAAUCUAAACCAACUCGUGACAGCACUUUUACUAUAUCUCUUGAAGAAUUUCCUGGUGCUGCUGACGCUUUCUUAAUAGCAGCUAAGUUUUGUUACCAGCUAAGGGUGGAUUAUACCGCAAGGAACAUUGUGAUGGUUUACUGUGCAGCUAAUUACCUUGAAAUGACAGAUCAUUACGGGGAAGGUAAUUUAUUAUUCGUUGCAGACAAUUACUUCCACAAAAAUGUACUGAGAAACUGGAAGGAUUGCAUAUUAGCUCUUCAAAGUUGCGAGGCCGUUAUUUCAAGAGCUGAAGAGCUCCAAAUUAUCAAGAAAUGUUUGCAUUCAAUAUCUGUGAUGGUUUGCACAGACCCUAGUUUAUUUGGAUGGCCUAUGCUGAUGUAUGGUAGCUUACAGAGCCCUGGGGGUAGCAUACUAUGGAACGGAAUCAAUACUGGUGCAAGAAUUCAAAGUUCAGAAUCCAACUGGUGGUUUGAAGACAUCUCAUAUUUAGGUGUAGCUUUGUUUAAAAGACUUAUAGAGACGAUGGAAGCUAGAAGGAUAAGACCUGAAAUUUUGGUGGGUGCAAUUAUAUACUAUUCUAAAAAAUACCUUCCAGGUUUGGGCCGAUGGCAGGGUGGACAGGGUAGCAAAACAAGAACAGUUGCUAGUUUUAGCAUGACUCCUGCUGCCAUUGACGAAAGGAACUUGCUGGAAACUGUUGAGAAGUUGCUUCCUGAAAAGAAGGGUAAAUCGUUUUGCCGUUUUCUUUUGGGACUCCUUCGUGUUGCAUUUAUACUGGGUGCUAGUCCUCCAUGCCGCGAGUCCUUGGAGAGGAGAAUAGGGAUGCAGCUGGAAUUUGCAACGCUAGACAGCCUUCUAAUGCCUUGUUAUGCAGAUUCUGAUACAUUAUAUAAUACUGAUUGUGUGGAACGAAUAAUUAAUCAUUUUGUUUCUUCUGAACAAAAGGCAACUGUGUUUUCACCAUCUUCUUUGAACUCGGAAAUCUCACCAUCAUCUGGACCAUUGAGGAAAGUUGCAAAACUGGUUGAUGGUUAUAUGGCGGAGGUUGCAUCUGAUACGAACUUAAAGUCUGAAAAGAUGCGUUCACUUGCACAAGCCCUUCCAGAAUCUUCAAGAAAUUUUCAUGAUGGAAUUUACAGAGCAGUGGAUAUUUUUCUCAAGGCGCACCCUUGGCUGUCUGAUAAAGAGAAGGAACAACUCUGCACCAUUAUCGACUUUCAGAAGCUCUCUAUUGAUGCUUGUGCCCAUGCUUCUCACAAUGAAAGGCUGCCGCUUCGAAUUGUUCUUCAAGUCCUGUUCUUUGAGCAGAUGCAGUUGAGAAGAGUUCUAGCUGGCUCUUAUGCCUUCGAUUCUGGAAGUCGUGCCCCUGCUCAUCAACUGACUGGCACUGGUGAUUUGGUGACUCAGGUUGUACAGAGAGACGAAUGGGUAACAGUUGUACGCGAGAAUCAGGUCUUAAAGGUGGACUUGGAUAGUAUGAGGUCCAAAGUGGGGGAACUUGAAGGAGAGUUUAACAGAAUGAAGCAACAGGUCAAAAGAGUAACCAAAUCACACAGUUCUCUUUUUUCUCCGGGUUCUGUUGUCAGAAGAAUUGGGUGCAACUCACUACCUCAGUCAUCAAAUGCCCAUGCAGACAUUAUUGAGAGCACAGCACCUUCUCCAAGAGCAUCAGUUGAGCGAGCAGAGUCUUCCCAUCACUCCAGACAUUCAAGAAGUUUAUCUUCGUGUGGAUAAUUGUUUCAAACAGGCGAAGUGUUCAUGCAUUCUUGGUGAAAUACCAGUCAAAGGCAACUUCAUCUGUACAGACCAACUUAGGUACCCAUAGUUUUCUACAUAAUAUAAUAUUUUCCAUGAUAAUACUUUUUUUUUUUCCUGUUCUUUGGUUGCGUUGAUACUCGUACAUCUCCACCAAAUAGAGGGUUCAAGUGAAUAGGGCAUACGAGCAAGCACAUUUUUAUUUUCAGAGGAAUACUUGUACAUCGAAGUUUGCAAGUUUAUUGAAAUACGUUUUGUCUGUAUCAUAUUCAGAGAUGAUAAGCAAAAUAAACUAUUUGAUAAUACCAAGAAGUUCUUUUUA
Daucus carota subsp. sativus is the source of this 2715-nucleotide messenger RNA. RefSeq names its product BTB/POZ domain-containing protein At3g44820. The transcript is spliced from 5 exons. The record is from RefSeq and is a predicted model, not a curated record. Lineage: Eukaryota; Viridiplantae; Streptophyta; Magnoliopsida; Apiales; Apiaceae. Bases 471 to 2372 code for a protein of 633 amino acids.